UUUCUCUGAAGCAUAAUCUUCAAGAUGAAGUUCUUACUAGCAAUUUUAUUUUUCAUCUCAUUCUUCUUAUGGGUUGAAGAAGUCUAUUCCAAAGAGAAGUCUUCAAAGAAAGGAAAGGGGAAAAAGAAGCAGUAUCUAUGUCCAUCGCAGCAAUCAGCUGAAGACCUUGCAAGAGUACCUGCUAAUUCUACCAGCAACAUCUUGAAUAGGCUAUUGCUCAGCUAUGAUCCCAGGAUAAGGCCUAAUUUCAAAGGAAUUCCAGUCGAUGUUGCAGUUAACAUCUUCAUUAACAGUUUUGGGUCAAUUCAAGAGACAACUAUGGAUUAUAGAGUCAACAUCUUUCUAAGACAGAAGUGGAAUGACCCCAGACUCAAACUGCCCAAUGACUGGAGAGGUUCAGAUACACUGACGGUGGACCCAACUAUGUUUAAGUGUCUUUGGAAACCAGACUUAUUCUUUGCAAAUGAAAAAAAUGCUAACUUCCAUGAUGUCACACAAGAAAAUAUYCUUCUUUUUAUAUUUCGAGAUGGAGAUGUCCUGGUCAGCAUGAGAUUGUCUAUUACACUGUCAUGCCCUUUGGACUUGACCUUGUUUCCCAUGGAUACACAGCGCUGCAAGAUGCAAUUGGAAAGCUUUGGUUACACAACUGAUGACUUACGGUUUAUCUGGCAGUCUGGAGAUCCUGUACAGCUAGAGAAAAUUGCUCUGCCUCAGUUUGAUAUUAAAAAGGAGGAUAUUGAAUAUGGUAACUGCACCAAGUACUACAAAGGCACAGGUUAUUACACUUGUGUAGAAGUAAUCUUCACUUUAAGAAGACAAGUUGGAUUUUACAUGAUGGGUGUUUAUGCUCCUACACUGCUAAUUGUUGUUCUAUCCUGGCUGUCAUUUUGGAUCAAUCCUGAUGCAAGUGCUGCAAGAGUCCCACUGGGUAUUUUCUCAGUGCUCAGCUUGGCAUCUGAAUGUACCACUCUUGCUGCUGAACUUCCCAAAGUGUCUUACGUGAAGGCCUUAGAUGUCUGGCUGAUUGUUUGCCUUCUCUUUGGRUUUGCAUCCCUGGUGGAGUAUGCUGUGGUUCAGGUAAUGCUAAACAAUCCAAAGAGAAUUGAAGCCGAAAAAGCAAAGAUUGCCAAGGCAGAGCAAGCAGAAGGAAAGGGUGGAAAUGCUGCCAAGAAGAACACUGUGAAUGGCACAGGGACUCCUGUUCACAUCAGCACUUUACAGGUUGGUGAGACCAGAUGCAAAAAAGUUUGCACUUCGAAAUCUGAUCUGAGAUCCAAUGAUUUCAGCAUCGUUGGAAGCUUGCCAAGGGAUUUUGAAUUAUCAAAUUAUGACUGUUAUGGGAAGCCCAUUGAAGUGAACAAUGGGCUCGGGAAAUCUCAAGCCAAGAACAACAAGAAGCCUCCUCCUCCCAAGCCUGUCAUUCCAUCAGCAGCAAAGAGAAUUGAUCUUUAUGCAAGAGCACUGUUUCCUUUUUGCUUCUUGUUCUUCAACGUCAUAUACUGGUCCAUAUAUUUAUGAUAAAUCUUUAUUUUUUCACAUGUGUAAAAUACAGCCCAUUUCAUUAUCCCUUCCCAGUCAUGAAGGCCACUGUGUGAAAUUAUUUGCAUUUGCAAAGCAAUAUGUUGCAUCUUGAUGCCGUGCGAUUGUACUGAACAUAUGGCAUCUGAAAUCUGAAUGAAAGCAUGACACUGCAAUGUCUGUGCUCUGACCAACUUUGUAUAUAAAUGUACAGCAUACAUCCUGCUUUAGGAAUAUAUAUGAAGGACAAUGCCUACUACAUUAUAAAGCUGAAUAAUGCUCUUCAGUUAUUAGUAACAUACAGAAAUUUAAAGUGUUUCUGACAUUGAAACUGAUGUGCACGUUGAGUAUUAUUAAAAUCAGUAUUCUAGUAUAUGUAGUAUUUAACAGCUUUUCUGCUGACUUCCAGAGGGGAAAAAAAAMCACCCACCAAACAUCUUGUUCAUGUAUAAUUUCAGCUGRCACUGUUGAAGAAAAAGCUAAGGUGUAAUAAUUAUUAUUUAGACUUUGUAAGUGAAGGCACCAUCAAAUAAGCUGAUCUUGUCUAUGUGAAAAAAUAAAGAUCAGAGAACUACGAAUUUUGUAAAAUCAGCUCAUUUAGGAAAAAAAAAAAACCCCAACAACUGUGUCCAUGAAGCAGGCACACUUAAGUGUGUUAGAAUAUGCUAACAAUAAAACAYUGGGCCAGAUUUUAACUGCUGUUUCCUCACCAGUUAAGCUAGAUAUAGUACAUAAAAAACAAACAGGCCACUUUUUAGACUAAAAGUAUCAGGAGUUUUAGRGGGGCAUCACAAGAUGCAGUUCAGUAUCAGGUUUGUUACACAUUUUUGCAUUACYGUGUCCUCUGGCUCAGCUUCUAUAGCAUCUGGCAAGCCUGCAGUAUCUAAGUCACAAUUUUUUUGUUGUUGCAUUGGACACUUCUUAUUUGAUUUGWUUUGUUAUCCCCUUGAAAGCUUUCAUUUUAAACAAACCAGUUGUCAAGAUGAAAUCCCAUUUUYACCACUAAUUAUACCUUUUCUGUUUGCGUGCUAGCUAGCACGUAGCCACCAGUAGGAGUGAAAACGUGUCYGAAGGUCUAAGGGGCUGAGCCUCUSAUGAGCCCUGGUAUGCCUAUAUGUUAAUUAUUGGCUGCCCUCACCAACUGAUUGGUUUGGCUGUUGUGUUCUGGAGAAUAAGGUCCUAUACAUGAAACAGUUCUGGCAGGAGACUGCUUUCCAUUUUCCAGAGGGAUGGAAAACUCCCUAAACGUGAGUUCCUUGGUGUGCAUAGGGUAGGAGCUGUGGUCUCCUGUGACACCAGGGUACAUCCCUUCAUGAGGGCAAGUCAUGAGUAAAAACGCAGCCAAAGGAGAGCUGGAUGUAGGUUGGCACCUGAAUAGAGUGUGUUUCCUGAGAACAGGGACUUGGCCUCAGCCCGUGAGAGCGUKCCAUACAGAAAUACAUCUCUGCUUGUAAAGCUGGGGCACUACAGCUAGGUACAAUAUGAAAAAAUGGCAGUUCUCACUAAUUUUGUAGUUCAUAAAAAGAAGUUGGACUAUUGACCCUCACAGGCAAGGAAGGGACUGGUUUAAAUACAUGAAGCUUUCCCCCUUGUACUACAUUUCUGGCAUGUCUAGGAUGUGUUGAAUCAAUGCAGGCCAUAAGUGGACUGGUGGACUGUUGAAUCCCUUGGGAGUUGCCCACCACGAGAAUGUUGUCCACAUACAGCAAUCCUGCUGAGAAGUAGGAAUAUAAGAAGAGGAAUGGCAUGCCACACUGGCUUCACUGAACAUCUGGUACACCUGCAUGCCCAGGCUUUUUGAACCACUGCCACUUUGUGAUCAAUGGGCUGGCUGCAACGAUUCGUAUUUGGUUGAGAUCUGCUCUUCGCAGGAUGGUGUCGUGCCCUCCACCAGCUUCUGGUCACUGUCAUGGAGGCUUCAGGCAGCUGCUCUUCCAGGUGGCCACAGUUUGUCCUUUGGAUUUCUUUCUGAUCUAGAGAAAUGGAAGACAAAUCCCAGAUGGUAUUGAGCUGUGAUGAAUGGGGGCUGAGAGAAAUGAUAUCUUUAAGGUCUCAUUAAAAAGUUGUAAUAUUCCUGUUAGUUGGAGGUAGUUGCAGAAUUGUCAGAGACUCUAAGAAGCAAUAAGGAUAAGUGAAAGAGAGGAAGGAAGGGAGGGGGAACUUUUAUACAUACAGAAUGCUAUAUUUAUAGACAUUAUUUAUUCUCAUACUUGUAUUUUUUCUUACAGUACUGGAAGGCAAAAAAAAAAWAAUUACCUUGUAUUGGAAAUUAUAUGAAUUUUGGAAGAUAAAUUUCUUGUUAGAACUCUUAUUAAAUGAUUUAUCUGUAAUUAAUGUCCACAUUCUAUCUGUAAAAUCUCAAUUAUAGAUUUURUUGUUAAAUUAAUCUUUGUUCCUUCUUGCUUUCCUGCUUACUUGACGGCUUUUGUGUUUUAUCAUAAAACAUUUAAUCAAUAAUACACUGUAAUUGCUUUCCAACUCACACAAAGGGAAGCAAAAGGAAUGCAUAUUGUUCAGAUAAAGGCUUUUCGUUCAUUACAACACAAAAACUAAGGCCAGAAGCAAAGUUAAAUGGCAAAUUUGAAACUAAAUUUAAAAUGAACCAGUAUCAGUUAUAAAGUAUUACUUUUCUUUUUACUUACACUCGAUAAUAUUGCCAUAUUUGUAUUACCUUGGAAUAUAUUAGCUUGUCCUACUGAGCAGUAAUAAUUGAUUUAUUUUAUUUUUCUUCUUUCAACUAAAGGUCAUCAAGAGUUUUGCAUACCAUCUCACAUUAUGGUCCACCAGCACCCUCUAGUUGUAAAAUUGAGCCUGUUGACUUAUCUCCAGAAUAAGGUGCAGAUAUAAAACUGUAUAGGCAAUAUAGGAUCUUAAUUGAUCAUGAUAAUAUGAAAGGAAAAAAACCAUUAAAUUAAAAAUAAAUGGCCAUAAAAUCAAUGUAAAGCUAUAGAAAUUUGCUGUGCAAUAAAAAUUUAAAAAUAUAGAAAUUAAGACAUUUAAGUAGUAGCAAAGGUGAGAUUAGUAUAUAUAAUAGAGGUUAGUAACUAUUAACUAGGCAUGAUGUCUGAACAAACCACGUGAUAGCAAAAUCUGUUUUUCAGGGAGAGCUCAUCUGUUUCAGCUGAUAUUCUAUUUCAGUUCUUCUGUUAACUGGUAGAGUUACAAAUUUUUGUUCUACCCUUAAGAUAAAUCUUGGUAUUUUCUUGGUUCUUAAACAUUGAGUCAAUUCUGGUAUUUUAUAGUAUCAUCACCUUUUMGUUAUCUCUACACUUGUUUUCAGGAUUUUAAAAUACAUACAAACACUGCAUCAGGAAUUUCCAUGGAGAUUAAUUAAUUCAUUACUCAACUGCAGCUACAAAUUUAAGGUAGGCAAUAAGUAAGGAUGUAAUUUCAAAAGUACAUCAGCUGCUAUGCAUUAAUUCCCUGCAGUCCACAGCUCAUGUUUGACACCCAGUUUUAGGGGCAGCUCUUUGGUGUGUAAUGGCACCUCCUCUUUUCUUCACUUAAUUCUAGCUGAGAUGGUGUAUGUGAGCAAUUGGUCUUGUGAGUGAGGAAAGGAGUUUAUUUCUGUAAGUGCAGUGUAUAGAAGAUUGACCGCUUGGAAACACUGCCAAGCAGCUUUCAUUCUUCAAAGUCUUCAGAUUAAUUUGGACUUGCUAACAGGGUAAAGGAAGAUGUCUUUAGCGCCCWAUUAAAGAGAAAGCAGCAAUACUGCCUUCUGGGUUAGUGUCAAUGGGCAUGACCACAGUGAUUGAUCUGGCUGUAUAAUCAUUUAAAGGAAACGCAUUUACAAGUAAUCUUUAUUUWAAAAUAUUUUACUCUGAAGAGAGACAAUAGCUUACUUAAGCAGUCUGUUAUAGCUGCUAAGGAAACCUCUUAGGAGACUUCAUAAUACAGUUAUAAUACAGACCAUAGUCUCUGUUUCAAUUAAAGCAGCUUAUCCUUAUGGUUACUGGGGGAUUGCAAUGAGGGUGUUUAUGGAAUAGGUAGCAUUGAAUUAUUUAUUUCCAAGGGAAUGCAACCUGAAUAUGUGCAGUGUCAAGUGAUUUUUCAGGCUAUUGAGGUACUCUAGUGCUGCAAUGAGUACAAAUGAGGUGUAUAACAGAUAAGGGGAUGAGAGGACACUGUUAUUUGAUGCUUUCAUGUACUAAUUCUGGGAUUAGAGAAGAUAAUGUGGAAAGAAAUUCAGAUACAGAUAAAAUGAAUAAUCGUCUUGCUUGUGUCAACAAUUUAAUUUGUGUCUAGAAACUUAAUUGUUGUGUAUAUAAAUGAGUUACCUCCUUUUUCUAUUACUAUAAGGAAUUAAUAAAAAAACAGGAGAAUUAAACUCAUCUGUGGUGCCUAAAAGAUACAGAAACUAAUUAUGUUCAUAUGAAGCUCUACACCUAAGUAAACAGUGGAAUAUAAAGAAAAAUUUGACGACAUAAAUUUCUCAUGGYUGUGGUUUUGUCUAUGCCAUUGUAUUAAAUCAGUCACAGCAAUCUGGGCUGCUUGCAGUACUCCCUCACAUUUUGUCUUACUGAAGAACAUUGCCCACCCCUGUAACUCCCCCUGCACCUGUCCUCCCAUCAGUGGGAAUGGUGUCAGCAGACAUUUAAAAUAAAGAUUACCUGGCUAUUUUGAAA
Messenger RNA from Malurus melanocephalus (red-backed fairy wren), 6143 nucleotides. It is a transcript of the gene GLRB, whose product is annotated as glycine receptor beta. The transcript has 9 exons. Gene Ontology annotation, cellular component: postsynaptic membrane; neuron projection; synapse. The record is from RefSeq and is a predicted model, not a curated record. NCBI's taxonomy places the organism in Eukaryota, Metazoa, Chordata, Aves, Passeriformes, Maluridae. Gene Ontology annotation, biological process: chloride transmembrane transport; regulation of membrane potential; chemical synaptic transmission. The coding region runs from base 25 to 1518 and encodes 497 amino acids. Gene Ontology annotation, molecular function: extracellularly glycine-gated chloride channel activity; transmembrane signaling receptor activity; neurotransmitter receptor activity.